This is a messenger RNA of Pungitius pungitius (ninespine stickleback), 4567 nucleotides long. It is a transcript of the gene rbm6, whose product is annotated as RNA binding motif protein 6. The record is from RefSeq and is a predicted model, not a curated record. Gene Ontology annotation, molecular function: RNA binding. Lineage: Eukaryota; Metazoa; Chordata; Actinopteri; Perciformes; Gasterosteidae. Bases 150 to 4094 code for a protein of 1314 amino acids. Gene Ontology annotation, biological process: mRNA splicing, via spliceosome. Gene Ontology annotation, cellular component: nucleus. The transcript is spliced from 23 exons.
GUAGCAACAGAAGAAGAAGAAGAAGAAGAAGAAGAAGACUUGACGAUUGUCGUCAUUUCGCGGAAGCCAUCGACGACCUGAACCACAGUCCUGUGCAAUAUUGACCCUGAGCUCGACGGAAAAGCAAGAUUCGAUACUGAUUUACAAACAUGUGGGAUGGACCAGGGCAAGGACCACGGGGAGGACCACCCUUUCGCGGUGAUCAUCGUGGAGAGCGGUUUGGCGGCAGAGAUCGUCCCAUGCCUGAUUUUAGAGGUAGAGAUGGGAUGAACAUGGGUCCCAUGGGUCAUAUGGGCCCGAGACCUCAAGAUAUGCCUCCCAUGUCCCCUAUGGACAUGAGGAGGAUGGAGGGCCCCCCCAUGAGGGGGCGUGAUAUGGACCAACGUGAUAUGAGAGGCCGAGAGCCAAACAGAGAUUUUUGCCGAGCUGGAGAGGAGUCGGACUUCAGUCUGAGAAGACAUUAUGAAAUUUCUAUCCGAGACAAACUGAUGAAUUCCUCUGGUUUCCAAGGACCAGGCAGCAACUUAGACAUGGGAGGGAGGGGCAUGCCACCACGGGAGCCAAACAGCAGAUUUAUGGACAUGAGAGACAGGGAGUUAUUUCAAUAUGAGGGGCCACCAUUCAACAAUCCCAAUACUGAUGGAAGAAGAGGGUUUCCCAUGGACCGGCUGGAGCGAAGUGAUGGCUUUAGGGACAUGCGUGACAGGGCCCAACCAGGCAUCGAUGACUCUGAGGGCUUUAAUAUGGACUUGCCACCACAUGAACGGCGAGCGAUGGACACCGACCGAAGAGGAGGGCCACCUUUCAAUCCAAGAGGUGGAUUUGCUUCCGAUAUGGAUUUCAGAAAUCGUCCACCGGAGUUUAGAGACAGGGAUCGAUCUCCCAUACGAUUUGGAAACAGUGAUGUUCCCCCGGUGGACAGGGCAAGAUCAAACAUGCCCACGGCUGCGGGCCCUCAAAGAUCAGAGUUUAUGGGCGCACCAAACCUCAUCCGAGAGAGAGAAUAUGUCGAUUCAAGCGGCAGCCCCCUUAUGGACUAUCGAAGCGGUGAAGAGAUGACUCUCGCAGAGGAAUGGAAGAACCGUCGGAAGGACAAGACUCCUCUCUUGGAAGUUGGUAAAGGUAUGGGAGAUGUGACGAAACCUAGCUUCCCCGUGGGUUUUGGCCGAGACGUGAAUGUGAGAGAUCCACCGUCGUUUCAGCCAAGGGAUCGGCCACCUGUCAAGUUCCCGGGGAAAGAGGUCGGCUUUCCUCACGGGGACCACUUUCCUGCCAUGGGUCUACCAUCAAUUGCCAGCAAAGCUCCGCAAGACCAUCCACGCCAGGAUAUAGGUCUUCUCAAUGAGAGCGAGCCUUGGCUCGGCGAAAGGAACCCGAAGCACAGGCCCAACAAAUCCAACUGUGACGAAAGGCUCCUGUACCACCAAGAGAAGAGUCUGCCUUCGCAUGUGAUGCAGAAGCCAAACGAUUGUUUUGAAGGGCUAAAAGAUGUCCCGCAUCAAGGGCCUGCUCGGGGAAACGUGGGGGCAGAGGGUGAUUUCCAAAGCGCCGGCUCCGUACAGACAAGAGAUCAAGACUACAGGGACAUCGACUACAGAACCGGGUCCGGGAGGGCUUUUGAUUACAAGCACCAGGCACUUCCAGCCCCGGAGAAACUCCUCAAGGAGACUAAACCAGUCACUCCUUCAAAGUUUAGUGAGUCCGGUUCACAGGAUCAAGAUUACAGAAAUGCGUCAGUGGAGGACAAGGUUUCCAACACAAUAUCCAUCAUUGGUAUCCCAAAGACUGCCACAAUGGAGCAGAUCCUGGGCGCCUUCGCGGUCCGUGACGGCGUGCCGAUGCAGGGGAUGAAAAUCAAAAAUGUUAUGCCAGGUUACAGCUACGAUACGGCCUAUGUGGAGUUUUUAAACCUCGAGGAUGCAGUCCACUUCAUGGAGUCCAACAAGGGGUCCCUAAAGGUUGGCAGUAGAACGACAUCCAUGAAGUACAUACAGCCGGAAGAGCAUGAAAGAAGUGUUAACGAAUCAAAUCCCAAAGUACCUCAACUCCAGGAGCCCCCGUUGCCCAGACCAGAUGAGCCUUUAGAAAAGUUGAAGGCCAACCUAGAUGGGUCCAAACUUAAAGACCCUCCGGAGCCAUUGCCCCAUGGCCAGUGGCAGCGCAGCUCCGACCUGACCCCUGAGGCCUGGCAGCAGCAGGUGGACCAACAGCUCCAACUGCAGGAAACGGAUCAGCAGCCAGAGUCUUGGGCCAACCGCAACCUCCCUCAUCACGCUUCCCCCCAACCCGACUCCGUCUUUAAAGACAGCAAAACCAUGAUCAUCAAAAACGUGAAGCCCACCACCACAGUAGAGACCAUCCUGAAGGCCUUGGAUCCCUUCGCGUAUCUGGAUGAACGAAACGUCCGCCUGGUCAAGGCCAAGCCUCCCGGGGCCAAGUGUUUCUGCUUCGUCGACAUGGACUCCCACGAGCAAGUGACACGCCUGGUUGAGCUCCUCACGAAACCCAGACCCAUUUAUGUUGAUGGAGUCAGAGUUUACGCAGAGGUGGCAAAACCCUUGAAGAACCAAAAUUUCAGAAGAGACUCUGAUAAAUCAAACUGUUCCAUCCUCGGGUUCCCCCCCGAGACGAGCAUGUUGGGGCAUCCGUACCAACCACCUCCCCAUCACCUGCAACUUCUGCAGCCACCUGCUUGUGCCUCCACUGGACUGCAAGCUGAUUUCCCACCUGGCAGCGUUAAUCCUCCUCUGUCAUCAGACUUCGGCAUUGCACAGGGAGUUGGCUACGGGGAUCCUCCCGCUGUGGAUCCAGCGUACCUGGCUGGUGGACCGCAGGUGCCCACAGAAUCGGCUGGGUUGACAGACGGCUCGCAGCCCUACGUCUAUGGCUCUGAGAUUCCAGACAUGACCAACUACUUGUACGAUUCCACGUCGGGCUUCUACUACGAUCCUGAGACGACCCUUUACUACGACCCUACAUCUAGAUACUUCUACAACGCUCAAACCCAGGAAUACAUGUACUGGGACGCCGCAUCAAAGACCUACAUCCCAGUUCCAGGAGGCAAUCCAACAGCGACCCAACCGGUGAUCAUGACCGCUGAGGAUCAGGCCAUCCUUUCCAACCCAGCCGCAGAUGCUCCCCUGGAGAUGAAGAAAGUAUUGGACCCUCCGGACACCGCAGAAGAUCCAGAACCAGUUCCCCUCUCCGAUGCCGGCUCUGCUCCGGAUUCUCUCCCAGCGUCCUCAUCAGCAGCUUCUGAAAGGAAAGACGAUGACGACUCCAGAAAGGACAAAGAGAAGGACAGCGAGAAGCCCAGAAGCCUCGCUGCUGUCAAGAUUAUGAAAGACAUGGAGCGCUGGGCAAAGAUCCAGAAUCGUCAGAAGGAAGGCGUCCGUUCCUCGUCACCGUUGCUGAGGAGCGGGAUGGACGACGACCGGAGGCAGUCAAAGACGGCUGACGCUGGUUUUGCCGUCUUCGAGAGGAAGAUAUCAGGUGCAGAUGAUCUUUUUAAGAAGCCCCUUGCUCCUCUUAAGAAAGAUGAAAAGUCAAAGCGUCCAAUGGGCUCCCUGGGUCUGCUGGCAUCAGACUACGCAGCUGGAAGUGACGAAGAGGUGGAGGAAGACAAGGAGGACGCCUCUAAAAGUUUUCAAAGUGGCCAGUCGGAAGACUCUGAUACCAAACUGACUGACUGGAAGAAGAUGGCCUGCCUGCUGUGCAGGAGACAGUUCCCCAACAAGGACGCUCUCAUCCGCCACCAGCAGCUCUCCGACCUGCACAAACAAAAUAUGGAGAUCCACCUCAAGAUCAAGAGGUCAAAGAAGGAGCUGGAGGCACUGGAGAACCAGGAAAAAGAAUUGAUUUCCAAAGAACCCACCAGGUCACCAGAACCGAAAAGAAGGAAACAACAACAACCGCAGCAUCAUAACAGCUGGGCUGGAAGCUCCAGGGAGAUGAAUAAAGGGAGCGAUCGGCCUGGUUUAGGAGCGGAACCCGUCCCGCAGAAGAAAAAGAAAGAGCCUGUCGUUUGGGAUCACACCACCUACAAACAAGCCGUACGCAAGGCCAUGUUUGCACGGUUCAAGGAACUCGAGUGAACUCGUCACGAACACAUCCUCACUUUGAUAACCUGUGAAUUGUUAAUAUGAAAUAUGCUUGACCACCGUGGCAUAAGAAAUCUGUUUGACUCUCUUUAUAUUAAUUACACUAUCGAACCAGUUUUCUACACUGAAAUCAUGUGAAACAAUAAUAUGUGUUGUAUAAAUCGCAUCACAAUGCUACAGUGGGGCUAAGAGUAAAGAAGUCAGACUGAUUCGGCAUCCUCAACAAUGGAUGUUGAGCCGAAGGUGUUUAUUCACGGUGUGUAUUUUUGCCCCUAUUUUAUGUGCGGCAUGUAUGUUUAGAAGUAAAGUGUGCCCAGGUAGUAUUUUUUUUUCUAUGAUACUCUUACACUGGCCACAUAUGCAUUUUGUUUUAAAACAGAUUUUUUUUUUUUUUACAUUUUCAUGGGUCGAUAUGUUGUAUGUACACAUUUUAAGUAAAAAAAAUAUUCUGGACUAACUUUUCUGAA